Messenger RNA from Cryptotermes secundus, 608 nucleotides. RefSeq names its product odorant receptor 2a-like. Gene Ontology annotation, molecular function: odorant binding; olfactory receptor activity. Bases 1 to 303 code for a protein of 100 amino acids. NCBI's taxonomy places the organism in Eukaryota, Metazoa, Arthropoda, Insecta, Blattodea, Kalotermitidae. Gene Ontology annotation, biological process: detection of chemical stimulus involved in sensory perception of smell; sensory perception of smell. The transcript is spliced from 3 exons. The record is from RefSeq and is a predicted model, not a curated record. Gene Ontology annotation, cellular component: plasma membrane.
AUGUACGCCGCCAUGAUGGGCACGGUGUUCGUGUUUUGCUGGCUGGGCACCAAACUGUCCGAACAGGCUGAGAGCGUGCGAGAAGCCGCCUGGGGCUGUGACUGGGUGGGAACUCCUGUCUCAUUUCAGCGCUGUCUCGUGUUCAUCAUGGCUUCAUCUAACAAGGAGUUCACAUUCACAGCAGCGAAAUUUGUUCCUGUUUCCAACAAGACAAUGAUGAAUAUGAUGAAUCAGACAGCGUCUUUCUUUAUGUUUCUUCUCCACAUAAAAAGCAAGAAUGAAGAUCUGAAACAAGGAUUCUAGCUACGAUGGCACUUCGAAAACUUAUGUGCACUUUGCCGUUCUUAUUUAUGUUGCAGUAAUUCAAUAACUGCUUUUCAUGUCUUGUUUUACAUAAAUUAAGAAAAUGUGAAUUGUUACUGAAAUGUAGUUUCAGAAGAUCUUUGUGUAUGCAAACAUCAAUUUAAUGCAUCUAAAACAUAAUCACAUAAAUUAAGUAUUUAACACAGGAAAGGCAAAGAAAAAAUGUUAAAGCUACCCAUAUAGCAGGCCGUGGAGGCCCAUAGGUCGAGGCUCCCACAUUUGUUUAGAAAAUCAGAUCACAGAUG